AUGGCUUCUAAUGAAUAUAUCGAAAGAGGUGUAAUAAACUCUAUACCAUAUUCAGAACAAAGUACAACUUCUAGUUUAGCAUUCGGUGAUAUUCGAUAUCGAAAAUCAAAACACUCGCAUAAAGACUCUCAAGAAACGCUGGCAUAUGAUUCGUGGGAGAAAAACAUUAGAAGACCUUCCCACACAGUUCUUGGUGGUCUGCCUCUUCACGAUGUACGAAUAAUAGCAGGACUCGUGUUACUAGCAUUUAUCGUGCGUUUAUAUCGAAUAUCAGAGCCAACAUCGGUUGUAUUUGAUGAAGUACAUUUUGGUGGUUUCGCGAGUAAAUACAUUAAGGGAAGAUUUUUCAUGGAUGUGCACCCACCAUUAGCAAAAUUGCUGAUUACGCUUGCCGCCGUAAUUGGCGGUUUUGAUGGAAAUUUCGAUUUCAAGGAGAUCGGAAAAGAUUAUCUAGAGCCUAAAGUUCCGUAUGUUGCAAUGCGAUUAAUGCCUGGCAUACUCGGAAUAUUGGUUAUUCCGAUCUCAUAUUUGACGAUUAAAUUAGCGGGAUUUUCUACAAUAUCUGCAACAUUGGUUGCUGCUAUACUCAUUUUUGAAAAUGGAUUAGUUGCACAAAGCCGCCUUAUAUUAUUAGAUUCUCCUUUAAUAUUAUUUACCGCAUUCACCGUAUUGAUGUGGGUGAAUUUUCAUAACCAUUACCGAAGGCCAUUUUCCUUCUGGUGGUGGUUUUGGAUGGCGAUGACUGGAGUUGGUCUUGGGCUUACAGUAAGUGUAAAAUGGGUUGGUCUUUUUACCAUUGCGCUUAUUGGAUUCUCUACUAUUAAAGGUUUAUGGGAUUUACUAGGAGAUUUACAAAUUAGUCUCGAACUAUGGAUCAAACAUUUUUUAGCCCGUGCUCUAUGUCUGAUUCUGAUUCCGAUCGUCAUCUAUAUGUUGAUGUUUGCUAUUCAUUUUGCGAUUCUUAAGAAUAGUGGAGAUGGAGAUGGAUUUAUGAGUUCUGAAUUUCAGCAAACUAUUGGCGGCCACGGAAUCGAGGAUACACCUAUAGACGUUGCUUAUGGUUCGAAAGUCACGAUUAAACAUCUUAACACUCAAGGAGGAUAUUUGCAUUCUCAUAAUCAUUUUUAUCCUGGAGGAAGCAAACAGCAACAAAUAACUUUAUAUCCACACCAAGAUGAAAAUAAUGUUUGGAUAAUUACUAAUCGAACCAAACCGGAAACAUCAUUCGAAGAGCAAGAUCCAAUAUGGAUUGAAAAUGGUGCGAUAAUUAGAUUGGAACAUAUUGCUACAGAAAAAAGGUUACAUAGUCAUGAUGUUAGACCUCCUGUUACCGAGGUUGAUUACCAAAAUGAAGUCAGUGGCUAUGGCUUUCCUGGCUUCGACGGUGAUGAUAAUGAUUUAUGGCGUGUUGAAAUCUAUGAGCAUGAUAAAUCUGAUCCGAAAGCAGGGGAGCGCCUACGUACGCUUCAUACCAAAUUUCGGUUAGUUCAUGUAUUGUCUGGGUGUUACCUAUUUUCUCAUAGUGUUAAACUGCCCGAAUGGGGUUUUGAACAACAAGAGGUUAAUUAUCGAAAACCUGGAUUUUUUGGCAAAUUUUUUGAAUUACAACGUGUAAUGUGGACAACAAAUGCUGGUCUAACAGAUUCUCAUCCGUAUGAAUCACGUCCAUUUUCGUGGCUAUUGAUGAAACGUGGAAUCAGUUUUUGGGGUCAAGAUCAUCUCCAUAUUUAUUUAAUAGGAAAUCCGAUUGUUUGGUGGAGCUCAACUGCAGCAUUACUGGUCUUUGCUGUCAUCAAGAUCUUUUUAUUAUUGAGAGCUAAGCGAGGAUAUUUAGAUCAUUUAAAUGUUACCAAGGAAUUUUACGAAUCCCACGCCAAUUUCCUAUUUGUUGGCUGGUUCUUGCAUUGGGUCCCGUUCUUUCUCAUGUCCCGACAAUUAUUUCUUCACCACUAUUUUCCAGCUCUUUACUUUUCGAUCCUCCUCUUUGGAGUGUCAUUCGACUUAUUCACCAUCCCCUUAAGUACUCGAAAACGCGCUGCCGUGGCUUUAAUUUAUCUCGUGAUGGUACUUUACGUGUUUAGACUUUUCGCACCGUUAACUUAUGGACGGCCGUGGAUAAAAAAUGAUUGCAAGAAACUAAAAUGGAUAAGCACAUGGGAUUUCGAUUGUAAUCAAUUCUACGAUUCGUAUAAUCAGUUCAGCAUUGACGAAAGUUUGAAGGCACUCAAGAUUCCUCCCACCCAAGAAUCAUCGUCUUCGACGGUAUUAAAUUCUCCGGAGUCGAGCGAAAAAUCGGAAGUUGCUGAAACUCAUGCAUUGAAAAAAGAUGGGUUGGAGAAUUCUAAUGAUGCGUUGAUGGAUCAAACCACUUCAAAUGAAUUAAAAGUGGAAUAUGAUAGAGAGGUGGACAGUAAAGUGGAAAUAGAGGAUGGAAAAUCUAUUGAGCAACAUGAUCAUGAGAAUAAUGAUAAUGACCAUCAACCAACACGUACAUAA
This is a messenger RNA of Ambispora leptoticha, 2496 nucleotides long. Lineage: Eukaryota; Fungi; Glomeromycota; Glomeromycetes; Archaeosporales; Ambisporaceae. The record is from the annotation of a GenBank genome assembly.